This is a messenger RNA of Micromonas commoda, 2418 nucleotides long. Its product is annotated as histone deacetylase. Gene Ontology annotation, molecular function: histone deacetylase activity. The transcript has 3 exons. The coding region runs from base 1 to 2418 and encodes 805 amino acids. NCBI's taxonomy places the organism in Eukaryota, Viridiplantae, Chlorophyta, Mamiellophyceae, Mamiellales, Mamiellaceae. The record is from RefSeq and is a predicted model, not a curated record.
AUGCAGACGGCGGUUAAAGAGGCGCUCGCGUCGGCGAUCGCUCGCGGGGUCAAUCCCCGCGGUGUUCACCGCGCGAGGACCGUGGGCGCGUCCGUUCGCGCCCGGCGCCGCGUCUGCAGCGCGACGGAUGCCGAGGGCGGUGCCGCCGCGUCGGCUGAGUCACGGUCGGAGGAAACGCGCGUCGCGCGGCCGCCGCCGCUGCGCACCUACUACGCCGACUGGGCCGAGGUGAUCUUACCGGAGGGACACAGAUUCCCGAUGGAGAAGUACCAGGCUACCAGGCUGAUGCUCGAGCAGGACAAGUCCUUGAGCGACAUCAUGGAGCUGAAAGCAUCGCUCAUCGACGUGCUCGCCGUGCACGAGGAGGGAUACGUGACCCGCGUCCUGGGGUGCGCGCUCACGGAAAAGGAAGGCCGCGCCAUCGGAUUUCCGAUGAUGAAUCCCUCGCAGGUGACGCGCUCCUUGGCGUCCACGGGCGGGACCGUCGCCGCCACGCACGACGUCCUCCGCCCGGGCACCACCGCUAAGUGCGCCGCGCAGAUCGCGGGCGGCACACACCACGCGUUCAGGGACAAAGGCGAGGGCUUCUGCGUCUUCAACGACAUCGCCGUCGCGGCGACGAUGGCGCUUCGCAAGUACCCCGCGCGGUUCGAGGGCUGCGCGCACCCGAUCCUCGUGAUCGACCUGGACGUCCACCAGGGCAACGGCACCGCCAAGAUCUUCGAGGACGACCCGAGGGUCAUCACGUUCAGCGCGCACGGCGCCGGGAACUACCCGUGGAAGACGAAGAUGCGAUCCGACCACGACGUCGACGUACCGGACGGAACCGGCGAUAAGGAGUACAUCGCCAUGCUCGAGGAGUGGCUCCCGCGGCUCUUCGAGACGUACGACCCAAAGCUCGUGUACUUCCAGGCUGGGGUGGACGCGCUCGCGGUGGACUCGUUCGGUAAGCUCAAGAUGACUCGCGCGGGGAUGCUUCGCCGUAACCACAUGGUUUUCGACGAGUGCCUGAGGCGGGACGUGCCGCUGGUGAUCACGAUGGGCGGCGGGUACUCGCGGCCGUUCGACGCGAGCGUGGACGCGCACGCGGACGUGUACAGGGCCGCCGCGUACAGGUUCGCGUCGCCCCCGCCCGCUAAGGGCAAGAAGGCGCCGGUCCAGGCCGCGACGGAAGAGGACGAGGGCGAGGAGGACGCGGCUGAGGAACAAACCGAGGAAGUCGCGGAGGAGGAGAUCGAGAAGGUCGUGGCGGACGUCAACGCCGACGAGGCGAAGUUCACCGACAAGACCAAAACCCCGAAGGAGGAGAACGUCAAGUCCGACAAGUUCACCACCCAAAUCGCCGCCCAGAUCGCCGCGCUCAAGUCGGAGAAGGCGCAGGAGAUGACGGCGAUGACGGCGGCGGUGGAGAGGGCCAGGCGGGAGGAGGAUCGAUCCAAACUGGCUCGAGCCCUGCGAAACGGCGAUUGGUCCGCCGCUCAGCGCGAGGAGGACCGGAACAAGAUGGCGCGCGCCCUGAGAAACGCGACUUGGUCGAUCGUCUCGAGCGAACCCGCGUCAUCCGCCUCGAAGGAACUCGAGGCUUCGAAGGAACUCGAGGCUUCUUCGGUCGAUUGGAUCGGGGCCGUGCGCCGCGCGCUUCGAACCGUCGUCUUCUCCGCGUUGACGCCCGCGCCCGAGGCGGCACCCGCGCCCGUCGUCGUGGACCGCCGACCCGCCCGCGCGCCGGCUCCUCCCCCGCCGCCUCCGCCGCCCGCACCCGCACCGGCGGCGGCGGCGGCUGACCGUCCCCCGCAACGGAAGAAAGCGCCGGCUCCUCCCCCGCCUCCUCCUCCUCCUCCCCAGGCGGCGCCCGAGCCUAUCGCCGUCGCGCCCGAGCCCUCGAGCCCGGCGGUCGUCGACCCGUGGGCCGGCGUCAAGAUUCCCAAGGUUAUCGACCGACCCCCUUACCCGAAGCCGGCGGAGGUCACCGCGUUCGCGCCCGGCGUGGAAUACGGACCGGCGCUGUCGAGAGCCCUGAGGACCAUCUCCAUGGACAGCGCCCUGUACAGGGUCAUGAUGCGCAGGGCGAUUCGGACCGUCGCCAUCGUCCCCGACCGGACGCAGGGUGCGACCGGACAGGAAGAGAACCGCGACGGUUCGUAUUUCCUCGCGCUCGGCAGGGCGCUGAGAGACUUCGACUACGCCAAGAUCGGCGGGCUCGACGACGCGCGCGCGGCGGAGGAGGCGGAGGACAUGCUCCAGCGCGCGAGGGAGCGCGUCAGGGCGGCGAGCGCGGCCGCGAAGAAGAAGGACGGCGCGGUGCCCAAGGUGAACGUGGCGGUGGGAUCGAGGAAGAAGAAAAAGAAGGGGGGACUCGCCGCGCCCCUCGCGGAACGAGCGCCCGCGGAGGAGCCCGCGGAGGUGUCCGCGCGAUGA